UAGGCGUGGGCUAUUUAGUCAUUUCACAUGUCUCACAGUGGUGUACGGUGCACCCAAGCUUACUUCUUAAAAUCUGAGAGGAGCUUCAAGUUCUGUCGACUCUGCUGAACAAAACUGAGGCCAUGGCGAAAAAUGUUAUGCAUGCGGUUCAGUAUGAUGGCUACGGUGGAGGACCUUCUGGCUUAAAGCAUGUUGAAAUUCCAAUUCCCAAUCCAAACAAAGAUGAGAUGUUGCUGAAAUUGGAGGCAGCUAGUCUAAACCCAUUUGAUUGGAAAGUUCAGAAAGGCAUGCUGUGGCCAUUGUUGCCUCGCAGAUUUCCACACAUACCUGGUACUGAUGUGGCAGGAGAGGUUGUACAGGUAGGACCAGGAGUGAAAAAAUUCAAAGCUGGUGACAAAGUUGUAGCUAUGGUUAAUCCUCUUAAUGGAGGUGGACUAGCUGAGCUUGCUGUGACUAAGGAAAGCUUGACUGCUGCAAGGCCACCUGAAGUUUCAGCAGCCACUGCCGUAGGAUUACCUGUUGCUGGUCUCACUGCUCACCAGGCCCUUAUCCAAUCUGCUGGGAUCAAGCUUGAUGGAAGUGGUAAGCAAGCAAACGUUCUGAUCACAGCUGCUUCGGGCGGUGUAGGUCUCUAUGCAGUUCAACUAUCAAAGCUCGGAAACACUCAUGUGACAGCCACUUGUGGAGCUCGUAACCUUGAAUUGGUCAAGAGCCUAGGUGCUGAUGAGGUUAUUGACUACACGACCCCAGAAGGAGCAACUCUGAAGAGUCCAUCUGGUCGAAAAUAUGAUGCUGUGAUCCAUUGUGCAACUGGCAUUCCUUGGUCAACUUUUGAGCCUAAUUUGAGUACAAAUGGUAAGGUAAUAGAUAUCACUCCCGGCCUCAGUGCCGUAGCGAACUUUGCUUUGGGAAAACUUACCUUUUCCAAGAAGCAACUGGUGCCACUGCUCUUAUCUCCCAAGGCUCAGAACCUGGAUUAUCUUCUUAAGUUGGUGAGAGAAGGGAAGCUCAAGACAAUAAUAGACUCAAAGUAUCCCCUGACCAAGGCAGAGGACGCUUGGGCUAAGAGCAUUGAUGGGCAUGCUACUGGAAAGAUAAUUGUGGAGCCUUAGGUUGAUACGAUGCUUAGAACUGCCCAAAUUUAUGUAGCUAAAUGAGAAGGUUGUGUAUUAUUGCAUCCAGUGAUGUGCGGUUAUAAUUUCUUGCUACCAUAUUGCUGUAAAUGAUGAUGCUUUGAGUUCCCUGUUCA
Prunus mume (Japanese apricot) is the source of this 1249-nucleotide messenger RNA. RefSeq names its product chloroplast envelope quinone oxidoreductase homolog. Gene Ontology annotation, molecular function: oxidoreductase activity. The record is from RefSeq and is a predicted model, not a curated record. Lineage: Eukaryota; Viridiplantae; Streptophyta; Magnoliopsida; Rosales; Rosaceae.